AUGGCUGAGGAGGCCGGUGCCCGCUUUUCCAGGGAGGAGCCGGCCGGGAGCAGCCCGGACCCCCCUGAAAGCAGCUGCAAGACCUGCCACGAGGUACAGGCCAACUCCUCUGAUGCUUCGGGCUCACGCUGGAACCCAAAGCGCUCCAAGCCCCAAAAUGCAGCUGCCUCCGCAGCGCAGCAGCAGCAGCCGCCAGUGCAGAGCGCCGUGGGGAGCUGGAGCAGAGGGAGGGGGCGCCCGGGCCGGGCUCGGCUCCCUUCGGCUGGGCUCGGUUCGGCUCAUGUCGUUUCGGCUGGGCUCGGCUCGGUUCGGCUCAUCUCGUUUCGGCUGGGCUCGGCUCCCCUCGGCUCGGUUCGGCUCAACUCGUUUGGGCUCGGCUGGGCUCGGCUCCGCUCCGGCCGCGGCCGCGGCCCGGCCCCGCCUGAGGCAAGGGCGGGCGGCGGGCGCGGCGGGGCCGGUGGCCGUGGCGGGGGCUCCUCCCCGUCCGUGGAGCGCCGGGGCUGCCCGGGGGCCUCGCAGGCCGGCAGCGGGGCUGAGGCGGCGGCGGCAUCUCCCCUCGCGGCAGGCCGGGGCGCCGGGUCCCGGCCUUCCCCCCGCAGGCCCGUCCAGCCCCGGCCCCUCCCUGCCGCCCCCGGGGCUGCGGGGGCAGCAGGGGACUGCCUGCCGCUGGUGGCUGUCCGGCGGAGGCCGGCGGGCACCGCGGAGACGUGCGGCUGCGGAGAGAAAGGAGUUUCUGCCGGCUGUCCCCGCAGGGACCCGCCGCCGCCGGGGGUGUCCCUCACAGCCUGGCGUCGGUGGCGGGCUGCGCCACGGUCCUGCCCGGGCGUUCUUGGCAGCCCCCGGGGCAAGAGGCCUGUCAAGCUUCGGGGAGGUCGGCAGCGGCAUUUCCAGAGCAGUCACGUCCCGUUGGCUCUCCUGCUUCCUUCCCUAGGCUGGGAGAAAGGAGGACGUCCUCGAAAGCAGGUCAAGAGAAGAAAAGAAGUGUCAGAAAGUGCUGCAGUGGAAGAAACGGUGAAGAGGAGAAGAGUGGAAGUCGGAGCGGAGGCCUCAUGCCCACAGUCGGGUAUGGGCAGAACUGGAGCCAAGUGUGUUCGCCAUACGAGUAAAGCAAAGCACGGAUUUGAAACGAAUUCCUCCAAAGAAAAUGAGCGUGAGUUUAGUCCAGCAUCCCUUACUGUGGGCUGUAACCGAGUGGGUUUGUGGGCACCUGUGGGAUCUAACCUUGAGCAAAGAGCAGGAACGGGUCAGGCUGAGGGUGCGGUGCAGCUACUGCAGCAGCUGGACCAAAUGGUAAACAAAGGAAACGUGGAGUCAGAAGGAAGAGGUCUCUCCAGGUUCUGGAGAAGCAUAAUCUUCUCGCCACUACAGCAUCUCUUGUUGGAAAGAACUGACCUGGAAGUACUAAUGGUUGUGGAAAGGUAAACUUGUAGCAUGAAUGUCAGGUUGUAUUGUUUCUUUUGUAAUUCAGCUUUACACAUUGCUUGUCUCCGCUAUUAAAUGCUUUACAACAAAAUUCUACUUUGUUUACGUUUUCAAAUUAACGUACUGAAGAUGUUGGGUUAGAAUGUCUUUUUCUUCUCAACCUAGAGGUUUUGGAAAAAGAGCAACAAGCUUUACGAUUUCGAUCCUUGAGUGUCAUAAAUCGGGAAUUUUACAUUUUAAAAUCAUUGUAUGAGACUCUAGUAAAACAAGCAUCAGCUUGGAACUGUGUGUUAUUUCAAUCAGUCUUACCCUGGCAGAAAAAAACUCCUUCCCUCCAAGAAGAAGAAGUAGAGGUUUCUAGUAUUGGAUGGACUGCUGCCCUAUGCUUCACAGCAUUAAAAAGGUCUAAAUUGG
Aquila chrysaetos chrysaetos is the source of this 1836-nucleotide messenger RNA. RefSeq names its product translation initiation factor IF-2-like. The record is from RefSeq and is a predicted model, not a curated record. The transcript is spliced from 7 exons. NCBI's taxonomy places the organism in Eukaryota, Metazoa, Chordata, Aves, Accipitriformes, Accipitridae. Bases 1 to 1422 code for a protein of 473 amino acids.